UUUCCGUCACGUGACCAGAAGUGAAAUAUUAGCCGUCCGGUGUUGGAUUUAUGGAAUUAAAAAAACAACUCCGUAAUAUUUAAUGUCUUCAUUAACAUUACACAUAUGGAAACGAUGGCGUAACGUUUUGAAUUGCAAGUAUGAAGUGGAACGAUGAUGCUCCCAAGGCCGGUGAGAAAACAAUUGCCUGCGACCACUCGGAUACUCUCGGAUGACGCCGGCUCCCUUUUCAAUGCAACAUAAAAAGGCUGUAAAAUCAUGAACGACUCGGACCAGGACUUUGUCGAUCUCUGUUCCAAGAGGCUGAAGCGUUUUUGCAAGAAAGUAGUCGAGCCUAAACAACAAAAGAGAGCUGCAGACAAGAAGCCCUCAAGUCAGCCCAGCGAUGGAGACAAGAAAGGAAAGCAAAAGGAGGGUGAUGCCUCUCAUUGUGUUGCAACUGGAUCGCCGUGUUUGGAUGUGGAUGAUUCAGGAGACGCUGUAGCAGCUUCAGGACAAAAAACUGAUAACCAUGCGUGGAGGCGUGUUGAGAUAGUGCUCAAGAGGAUGCAGCACUUCAAAAGAGCAAGUCCACCGAGGAUGGCUCACAAGAGUCCGCCUUUAGGGAUGGAUCCUGAACCUCCACAAACAGGUGUACCACAAUCCUCCGUCUCUGACAACCAACUGAGGUCCCUGGAUAGUGAUGAAGUUCUGGCCAUGCGACUGCAGCAGGAGCUUGAUCGUGAGGCAGCAGAGGCCCACCAUCUGGACCUAGAGGAUGGGGGCCUCUUCUUCUGUCAGAUCUGCCACAAAGACAUGUCUCAUAUGACACCCGAAGGACGCACACAGCACAUCAACAGGUGUUUGGACGACACCGAACACCAAAUAGCUGCUCCCCAUCCUCCUCGUCCUCGUGGUGUGCCCGACUGUCCAAUCUGUGGCAAGAAGUUUAAGUCACAGAGGAGUCGCUCCACCCACUUGAAGCGCUGCUCGUCAGACAUGGGAGUCAGUCCUGCUGACCUGCUGCAGGCCGUGCAGAGACAGACUGAGGAGACACAAAGUGCAGCUGCUACCAACGUGAUCUCACAGACUGGAGGCGCAAAAAGGAAAGGCACAACUACUUCAGGACUACCAGCGAGGAAGAAGCCCAGGAAAAAAAACGAACCCCUGGAUGAGGACACAAUGGUGGCCCUGGCUCUGUCUUCGUCCCUGUUGGAACAGCAGAAAGCAAGUCCCAGUGCGACAAACACAGAGACAGCUUCUCAUUCGUCCAAGACUGCUGUCUUAAAGUGGAGAUCAGAUGGAGGUAAGGGGCGUGGGAAGAGGAAAAAGGACGCAGUACCUCGGCCGCCUCCUAUCCUCCUCAUCCAGGAUGCUGAUGCUGCUCUGAUGAGGCUGCAGGAACGUGUUUCUGCUCUUCUUCUACGCACUCGAGCCCCGUCUCCACCUACUCCUACCCGCUGUGCCAGCAAAUUGUCCGUCUUGAACGGCGCUGCCCCACUAUGGGAAAAGAGUGCACUAUUAAAUGGAGACGCCACCUGUGUCUGGGACUUCUUCGUGCCAGAGCUUAAAGACUUCUUCACACCUUGGAAAUCAGCCCAGACUGUCUCAGCUUCGUCCCACACCAACGACAAGCCAAGUUCUUCUCUUCAACCUUUGAGUGAAGGAACUACCAUCCCCAAGGAUCAAACUCUGUUAUCCGCCGAUACAACCGCUUGUCCCUCAGUUCCCUCCACUCCAACCGCUGGGCGGUUUCCAGCGAGCAGCCAGGCCCUGAGAGACCUGGUGGAGCUGGCUGAUGAUGUCACAGCUCUAUCUUAUUGCGACCACACUGGUCCUGGCGAUGACCAGCUGUCAACAAACCUCCAACUCAGUGGCUUCAUUCUAGAUGAGAGGGAGGACUUCUGUGUGAGCGGCUUCUUACCUGAAACAGUACACCCUUCCUCAAAGGAAAAGUCAUUAUGUCCUCCAGGUGCAGCUGAGGGCAGCAGCCAGCCAUCAUCAGGGGCACUAUCCACAUUGGUAUCCAACCUAAGCAGCAUGGUUAACAACCCUCAGCUUAGUGACUUACAACUCCAGGUGGAUACUGGAGAAGUUUUUUUUGCCCAUUCCUUCAUGGUUUACGCACGCUGCCCCCUUCUGGCACAAAUGAUGCAUUUAAGUGGAUUCGGGGUGAAAGAGGAGGGAAUGGCUGCAGCUCAGAGGGUGUUGAUCAAUGAUAUACCUGCACAGGCCGUGUUGGUUCUGCUGCAGUACCUCUACACUGCCCAGGUGUCACUUUCAUCGUCAUUGCAGCCACAUGUGCUGGAGUUGGCAUCCAGGUUCGAUCUACAAGAGCUGCAGCAGCUCUGUGAGCGCUACACUCAGGAAACAUCAGCUGAGUAUGACGAUGGCGACCUCACCAACCACGGGGAGCCUCUCCGCAGUUGCACAGACAAGGACCUGACGGCGCUCUUUAACUCCAUGUGGAGUCAUGAGGAUGACGCGGACGACGGAGAAGGAGAUGACGAGAGUGCUGUCGAAAAGGCAAAAGGAGAGACCCACGAGGAGCGAGUGAAUCAGGAAGAGCUGGAUGAGAUUUAUGAGUUUGCUGCCACGCAGAGAAAGCGGGAGGAGGAGGAGAUGGAGAGCGUGGAUGACAGUGAGGGAGAUGAUGGCGGCGUGACGAGUAAAAGGACUCCUGAAGAAUCCAAUGAAAAAAAUCUUGAUCGUAGCUCGGGGAGCAGCUAUAGUCGCCUCUUCUCAGACACUUUCUGUUUUCCUUCAGAGAAGAAACAUCUUUCUUCUUCUAAAUCAUCUGCCAAAACUUUGCUUCAGUCCUCAGCAAGUGUGGGCAGUGACCUUUCCCCCACUACCUCCUCAUUGCCUGUGCCAGGUGUGUCUCCUGAUCAGGAAGUCAGCUGCGUCAAGGAAACAACUGCUGUUAGACAUGAUUCACCUUCUAAAUCAGCACUCAAAGAAGAACCAGAGCUGAUCGUUUUGACGGACUCAGACGACAGCCGGCUUAGCUUCACUCAGUUAAGACCUGAAGAGUCCACAGGGGUGAAGAAACAAUCCAGCAGUUUGGAGUUUAGUUCGAAUGAGCCUUCUCCUAACCAGCCUGUUGAAAAUGGAGAGCAGAUGAAUGCAGAUUGUUCUCCGGAGCUUUCCUGGCUCAUCCCGCCAACCCCAGUCUGCAGCAGUCCCACAAGGACAAGGACAGGCAGGGACUGUUCUCCCCAGACCAAGAACAGCAUGCGCAGGACUCAACUGUUCCCGAAAGACGACUGUUCUGUCACGUCAGCAUUCAACAACAGCGCAAAGGCACCUGAUGGCAUUUUGACUGCCAUGUUGGAGGAAGUGGACUCUCCAGUGUUUGCGAAACCACAACUCUCAACUUCAUCUCACCGUCACGUGUCCUCAAAGCAUGAGACGUCGCUCCAACGCCACACCGAGCCUUACAGCAGCACCCCUCUGCACACCUGGCCACCGUGUCAAGAAAGUCCCAGGUCGCCCUUUGAGAGCCCUGAGAAGACGGAAAUUGGGAGCUUGCAUUUCUCCCCCUUCUGCGUCGCUCCUCACAUGAGUCCUCAGAGACAAAGUCAAAGUCUCGCUAAGCUGGCGAGGAGUAGAGUAACAAGUGAGAAAGAAAAGCUGGAGGCAGAGUUGGAGAGGAGAAGCACAGAUGAAGGAGAAGCAAGACAGUCAAGUUUUGAGCAGCACUUCAUGGCCAUGGACGAGCCACCGAUGGCUUUCAACGACUCGUGGGGCUUCGACGCUUGUGAUGACGCAGCGAGGAACUCUGGCUUCUUCAGCCUGAGACUGGAGGACAGCGGAGGAGCCGACCAAGGAGAACACAGGGAAGAAAAGGAAAGACGUGACAACGAGUCAGCCCCGUCCACCAGUAGCCACCUUCCACCCAUGAGUACAAAUCUUCCCACUUUGUCGCCAUCACCAACUGAUCCUAACACAGACAGCCUCCUGGUCGCUAACGUAUGGGACAGCUGGGGUGAGGAAGAAGAUAUUCUUCCUCUUUCUCAAAGGCUGAACCCUUCUGCUCAGCUCAAAACUCCAAAAUCUUCUGGUAAUAAAAGGCGUCGCAAUCUGGUGCCCAUCACUCCAAUGCCUCACUACUCGGAUCUGGACACACCUGAGCUGAAGAACAAACUCAACAGCUUUGGUGUCCGUGCUUUACCUAAGAGGCAGAUGAUCGUCAAGCUGAAGGAGAUUCACCGGUACACCCACCAGCUGCUCGGCUCUGAAGACGAAGACGAAGCACAGAGCAAGCGUCCUGCCUCCAAGUCGUCUGUCUCUUCCAACUUCAAGGAGCCCGGAGCGCCUGUUGCCGUGGCUCCUGGGAGACGCCAACAAGGAGACGAGGCGGACGCAGAGCUGCUGUCCAACUCUCAGGGCUCCAAUGCCUCUUCAACUACUGCAAGUGAAGAAUCCGAGCGGUCCAACCCAGAGCUGUGUCUUUCCUCGGGUGGCGACUCGGACGACGACAUCUCAGCUUCCCAGGCCGUCACCCGCCUCCGAGAUCGCCUGCAGGCCGUGCGUUCUUUCAUCCUGUCCGACUCGGACCUGUACGGUCAGAUCCUUCAGUACCAGCCUCUGGUCCUGUCUCAGCUCCAGCAGCGCCUGAAAGCAGCUGGCAUCCGCUUAGGCGCCGCCAAGCUGGUGGACUAUCUGGACUCCCAGUGCAUCACUUUCACCACGGCUAAACCAGGACAGCCCGCACGUUCUCGCAGGCGAGUCAGGAAGGCUGGCAAGAAAGGGAAAGGAGGCGCUGGAGUCCGAACUUCAAAAUAACCAGGGAAAAUAGGUAUGUUUUUUUUAAGGACAUGUUUGGGUUCUUAUGGACAGAUUGCAGUUUUAUUACUUAAAGGGGCUGUUUGCAACAUUUACACAGAUUUCUACAGGGCACCAACUUUCCAAUGUAUUUUACACAGCAUAUAGCGCCCUCUUUUGGCUUCUCACACGUAACUAAGUACGCAUGUAACACAUGCACACGUAUGAGCUUUGGUUGUUGUUAGCUAAUAAUAGCAAUUUGGAUAGCUAGGGUUAUCUGUCAUUGAAUUUGUAUUCUAGCAACAUGACUGCUUUUGUAUGUGUGCACGCAUUCCAUACGCAUACGUGUUGACGAGACCGGGUGAGUGACCGUCAAACACCAUUUUUUUCCCGGGCCGGUAAAGAUUUUUAGUACAUAACGUUUGUGUAAAAUAUAUGUGUUCCUUUAAACCACUAAAUGGUGACUUCAGCUAGCUGGUGGUGUUAUAUUUUUUGCUUCGAAAAAUGUUACUGUGAGGAAGUUGCAAACAUCACUUUUAAGCAUGUUUCUAUAUUUAAAGUAUUAUUGACUUUUCUUAAAAAUGUACUUUUACGAAAAAUAAACAUGUGUAUUACUUUGUAAA
Nerophis lumbriciformis (worm pipefish) is the source of this 5369-nucleotide messenger RNA. RefSeq names its product SLX4 structure-specific endonuclease subunit homolog (S. cerevisiae) (gene slx4). Gene Ontology annotation, molecular function: protein binding. The record is from RefSeq and is a predicted model, not a curated record. Gene Ontology annotation, biological process: DNA replication; resolution of meiotic recombination intermediates; DNA repair. NCBI's taxonomy places the organism in Eukaryota, Metazoa, Chordata, Actinopteri, Syngnathiformes, Syngnathidae. Gene Ontology annotation, cellular component: Slx1-Slx4 complex; nucleus.